Molecule: messenger RNA, 486 nt
Organism: Nannospalax galili (Upper Galilee mountains blind mole rat)
Lineage: Eukaryota; Metazoa; Chordata; Mammalia; Rodentia; Spalacidae
Product: zinc finger protein 716-like
Exons: 1
Coding region: 1-486 (161 amino acids)
Biological process (GO): regulation of transcription by RNA polymerase II
Molecular function (GO): RNA polymerase II cis-regulatory region sequence-specific DNA binding; DNA-binding transcription factor activity
Source: RefSeq, a predicted model, not a curated record
AUGUCAAGUCUUAGAAGUCAUAAAAAUAGUCAUAGUGGGCAGAGACCCUACAAAUGUGAAGAAUGUGAUAAGUGCUUUACCAAUGCCUCAAAACUUAGUUGUCAUAAAAAUAUUCAUACUGGGAAGAAACUCUACAAAUGUGAAGAAUGUGACAAGUCCUUCAGCCACGCCUCAAAUCUUAGACGUCAUCAAAAUAUUCAUACUGGAGAGAAACCCUACAGAUGUGAAGAAUGUGGCAGGACCUUUCCUAGGCAUUCAACACUUAAGACUCAUUACACAAUUCAUACUGGAAAGAAACCCUACAGUUGUGAAGAAUGUGGCAGGUCCUUUCUUAGGCCUUCAACCCUUAAGAUUCAUUCCAUAAUUCAUACUGGACAGAAACCCUACAGAUGUAAAGAAUGUGGCAGGUCCUUUACUAUGCGCUCAUCACUUAAGACUCAUUACAAAAUUCAUACUGGAGAAAAACCCUAUAGCUGUGAAGCAUAA